CAUUAACUUUGCACCAGUGUGGUCUUCGAGAUGGACCUUCACAAAAGGUUGAGGACAUCAUUGAUCUAAAUGUUUUGGGAAUUUCAGAAUUGAGUAGUCACAAGGAAUAUACUUGUUGUCUAUGUUUUCCAAGCUGUAUAACAGCCAUUUUUUUAAGUGAAUUAAACUCUGGUUUUAAUAUCUCUGUUGAUUUGGCACUGGAUGAAGAAUUGGAUUUAAAAAAUUAG
Entrophospora candida is the source of this 227-nucleotide messenger RNA. The record is from the annotation of a GenBank genome assembly. Lineage: Eukaryota; Fungi; Glomeromycota; Glomeromycetes; Entrophosporales; Entrophosporaceae.